Molecule: messenger RNA, 2148 nt
Organism: Stegostoma tigrinum
Lineage: Eukaryota; Metazoa; Chordata; Chondrichthyes; Orectolobiformes; Stegostomatidae
Product: radiation-inducible immediate-early gene IEX-1-like
Exons: 2
Coding region: 55-483 (142 amino acids)
Biological process (GO): DNA damage response; negative regulation of apoptotic process
Cellular component (GO): nucleus
Source: RefSeq, a predicted model, not a curated record
UGUGGAGUUGCGGGACUGGGUGGGCCAGAACUUGUGUGUAGGGUUCAGUGAGCGAUGCCGUCUACCAGUCUCCCACCGCCUCUCCCGGUAGGGCAGAGUUACAGCUUCAGCACCAGGAGGAGCACCGAACCGGAGAUCUUUACCUUCGAUCCGAUCCCGUUGCACAAACCCAGCAGCAAAGCCAAGAGGCGCUCGUUGAAGGUCCUUUAUCCGAUAUACCAGUCUCGGAAGUCCCAUCCCACCAGGAUAGACUUGGCUAAGAGGCUUUUCCUGGUGCUGCUAUCCAUUGUUAUCCUGCAGGUGUAUAGUACUACAGAGACUGAGGAAGAGGAGGCCAAUCUGGUUUCUGAGACUCUGCAGCUGGAGACCAGGAGUGAACCCUCCCUGCCAGCUGGGCUAGCCUUGAAGUUGGAUUCUGCUUCCAUUUGCAUACUGACUGUGCCACAAGGAGCUGCGGGUAACAACACAGUCAGUACUGUUUGACGUUCACCUCCUCGGCUCUCGGGGGGGGGGGCCAGUUCCCAACCUGGUUUGGAAACCGCUCUCUGCCUGUUCACUUCUGUCACUGAGUCAUCGGCCUGCCUGGUUUCCCCUCCCUCAACAGCCUGAUCCCUAGCCAUGCCAAAGACUUGACUGUUGUUCCUGAUGUGGGUGCAGUGAUAGGGAGGCUGAGGCUAAAUACAAGUGGCUUCUCUCCUCACCCAGAUCUGACUGGCACAUCACACUGCACCUUUCCCUGGUGGUACAGUGAUGGUGUCCCUAACUGUGAGCCAGGAGGACUGGGUUCAAGUCCCAACUCCUUCAGAUCAUAACAUGCUUGAGCAGGUUGUUUAUUAUAAUUUUGCAAUGUACCCCUUGCUGGGUGAACAGGUGAAGUUGGCAGACUGGCACUCUAUGACCUCCAAACCAUGGUUGCUUCGGUGGGGGAAUGCUGCCUGCAGAAGUCAAGAAAGAGCUGUGAAACAUCUUGCAACCAUGCAGUGAGUAGGCAAGGCAGCUGGGGGGGGUUGCAUCUAAGUUGGUGUUAGUGAUUUUCAGCAAGAGCCGUAGAGUUUGAUCCUAUUCCUGGAGGUUUCAUAUGGUGAUGUAACCACGCCACAUCUAAUUGGCCUGAAAACCAUCUUCGCAUCACCAAUGUUCACCCACUGGCAGACAUUCCUGGCUAAAUUUCAUGCAUGACCCUUCUACAGGGCAGUCGUGAGCUUUAUGUGCAGCAGUUAAAUUGUUCAAGAAAUUUUGAGGUCUUAUUCCAAAGAAGGUCCAUAAUUAUCAAUCCACCGCAAAGGAGGUCUCAGAUUGUAGCCUCUCUGCUUGUGAGUUGUCUGAAAGUUGGAAAUGGUGAUCAAUAAAAUGGAAACCACUGCCUUUAGUAGCUUAAAAAACUACAUGAUAACGAAGGAAGUGGUGGGCUGAUUCUUAGAGAUGAUGCCUGUAAAUUACUUUAACUACGCUUGGAAUAUCUUUAACUUAGUCGCCCUUGCAGUUUCUGCAACACUAGUCUUGCGACGGUAACAGUUCACAAGAACCUUAGUCAGAUUGGCUGUGCAAAAGAAAUCCACCCGGAAGUGUUGUAGGCUAAUUAGGUGACGUAUUGUCUGUAUUAAAACAGUGCUCGAGUAGGAACUAAUUACGAUCUCAUUACUUGAAUGGUAACCUGUUUGAAACCUCCCCUAAAUCAUGACAAAGAAUGAAGCUUAGAGUCAAUGAAAAGACUGGAAGCCACCACUCCAUGACUUGCUAAACCCUCCCAAUCCCAUCCUCCUGAUUAGCACUGCCUAGGCAACAAUGACCGUCUAGUAGCAGUUAAGCAAAUGUCCUCACAUCUGACUUCCAAAUAUUAAAGGUGAAAUGGGUUAAUGACUGUCUGGAACCUCUCAGACAUGAAACUAGGUGUAACCACAGUCUCCCUUGAUGAUAUCUGUCCUCCAGACAGAAACUAACUGUUCCUGGUAUCAAUCAUGAUGACAGUUCUUCCCACAGCACUGUAGUUUGCUUACGGCUCUGGGCUUUAAUGGGAUUAGUCCCAAUGUUGCAAUUCACUGUUGUGGUACGAGAAACAAACUAUGGAAUUUUUCAGACUUGUAAUUGGUUCAUUGAAGUAAUUUAAUUUAUUUUGAUACAUUGUCAUAUUUAAAGUAAUUGUAUUUU